CAACAGCAUUCAUCCACCACCAAUGGCAGAUUUCGAUUCAGUUCAAUGGGAUACAAUGCCCCCUACUCCGACUGAACGGCAUGAUGUUCAGAUUAGCGAACCUGACCAAAAUCCCACUGAACCGAGGGCUGCCGCUGGGGAGGAGGAAGUGCGGGAAGCAUACACUGGGAGGAACGUCCUGGAGUGCAAAGUGGACUCACCGCAGAAGGAACUGGAGGGACAUAAGGACGCAUUCGUGUCCUAUCUCGUCACCACGCAUACGACAUUCUCGGCAUUCCAGAAGCAGGAUCUGAGUGUACGAAGACGCUUUACUGACUUUGUGUUUCUGCACAAUGUCCUCGUACGGGAUUAUCCUGCGUGUGCGAUACCACCACUACCGCAGAAGCAUAAUAUGGAGUACAUUAAGGGGGACCGCUUCGCACAGGCAUUCACCCUUCGUCGUGCUAACUCCUUGAAUACCUUCCUGACCCGCCUCACACUCCAUCCAAUCCUCCGCCGUACUCCUGCGUUGCACACCUUCCUUGAGUCCCAGGAUUGGCACGCAUACACCAAGAAGAACGUAACUGCGCGUGCAACCAACGGCUCUGACAGCGGCAGUGGUGUCUUUGAAGGUUUCGGAGAUGCAUUGUUGAAUGCAUUCACCAAGAUCAACAAGCCGGACAAGAAAUUUAUUGAUGUAAAGGAGAAGGCGGAGAAGUUGGAUGAGGAUUUGGGACACAUUGAGAAGUUAAUUGCUAGGGUUGCUAGGCGGACAGCGGUUACAGACCUCCAAUCCGACUUUUCCGACAUGGCGAAUCAAAUCCAGAAACUUAACGCCCUGGAGCCCGCUUUACAAAAAGAGAUUACUGCAUUCUCUGACGCACUGACACACACCUCCACCGCCAUCCGCGACCUCUACGAAAUCACCGAUGCACACUACCUCACCUCCCUACAAGACAUGUCAGCCUACCUAACCUCCGUCAAAUCCCUCCUCAAACAACGAGACCAAAAACAAAUGGACUACGAAGGCCUCAUGGAAUUCCUCCAAAAGACAACCAUAGAACGCGACCAACUAGCAUCAUCCCACCACACCUCAUUCAUCCGCGGCAAAGUUGAAGACCUACGCGGUGUGGAUCACGAGCAGUCUCGGAAGGAUCGGUUGAAGAAACUUGAGUUCAGGAUUGAGGAGCUAAAGAAUGAGACUGAAACGGCGAGGUUGACGACGGAGGCGUUUGAUGAGGAGGUUAUUAAGGAGGCGGAGAUAUUUGAGGAGAUUAAGGCGAGGGAGAUGAGGAGUACGUUGAGGGAGUAUGCGGUGGCGAACGUGAGGUUUUAUCAGAAGGUAUGCUGAAAUUUGGGUCGUAUCCUUGAGAGUGAGCUGACAUUUGGCAUACAGACAAUUGAGCAAUGGGAAAGACUACAGCCACUGCUUAACAGUCAAAACGGACAAGCUGCAGAGGCUGACUGAACGCAGCGC
Messenger RNA from Saitoella complicata NRRL Y-17804, 1456 nucleotides. Its product is annotated as putative vacuolar targeting protein Atg24. Bases 23 to 1330 code for a protein of 435 amino acids. Gene Ontology annotation, biological process: autophagy; cytoplasm to vacuole targeting by the Cvt pathway. Lineage: Eukaryota; Fungi; Ascomycota; Saitoellomycetes; Saitoellales; Saitoellaceae. Gene Ontology annotation, cellular component: phagophore assembly site. The record is from RefSeq and is a predicted model, not a curated record. The transcript is spliced from 2 exons. Gene Ontology annotation, molecular function: phosphatidylinositol binding.